ACUACCGAAUUCAAAAGUUUUCACAAAGAGAACGCAUUAAUCUUUACUUCAAAGUGAUUAUUUUUCUUAUUCGAAUACAUCUACCAGACUGAUGGGACAGCGAAAAAAUUGUUUUUGGACCCAUGUUGAGCCGAUUUGCAGAUGACGUCACAGUAUUCAAAGUCGUUGACAUGAUGGCAGACAAAUAGACAAUGGGUAUACUUGAAAAUCUACAAACGGAUCACUUUGCAACAAAUAUGACAAAAGAAACAUGGAGAUUAUGUUGACGUAAGAAAUUAAAGAAGUAACAUGGAAAUGAACUUUGCAUCGUCAGUGAUAACAUUUGCUAUGCUUAUGAUUUAUAGCAUUUGUAAUGCUCACCAGGAUUCCCAGAAGAGCCAGAUUUUAUUCGAACACCUCUUAAAUUCCUCGAGAUAUAACCCUGACGUCAUACCUAUUUGUGGAAACGGAAGUAAUGUAACAGUCAAAGUUGGCUUGGCGAUAAGAGACAUAGUAGAACUGAUAGAAGUGGAACAGAUUAUUAGAUUGAAAGUUUGGAUGCGACUUAAAUGGGUCGAUUGCAUGUUAAGGUGGGACCCAAUAAAAUUUGACAACCAGACUAUAAUCGUUUUCCCCUCUGAAAAUAUUUGGAUCCCUGAUAUAACCCUAUUUGAAGCAGUUAGUGAUGAAGCAAAUAUGCCUGGAAUGGAUAGGUUUCGGGCUAUAGUGAAUUAUAAAGGAGAAGUGGCUUAUAACUUUGCCACCAUUGUUACCAGUGUAUGCCGAGUCGUAGUGACUUAUUUCCCCUUUGACCACCAGGUCUGUAGGCUUACCUUUGGCUCGUGGGUAUAUAGUGGUACAAAGCUGGAUUUGGAAAGAAACGGAAAAGUAGCGGAUAUUGCUAUUUUCCAAGAGCACAAUGAAUGGUUUUUAGAGGGAUCGAAAUUAGGAAAAAAGGUGCAGUACUAUUCAAAUCGUCCCGAUCCUUAUCCCGACAUAUAUGUCGACUUUUACCUGAGGCGAAAACCAGUAUUUUAUGUAGUGACUCUAAUAUUCCCCUGCUUUAUAAUCACGGGAUUAACUUUCAUGGGGUUUGUCCUACCUCCAGUCUCCGGAGAAAAGAUUUCCCUACAGAUGACAGUCCUUCUUUCACUAACUGUGUUCCUUUUCCUUGUGCAGGACAAACUUCCGUCAGACUCCGACCACUUUCCGUACCUUGCAAUAUACUUUGCCUGUUCGAUGCUGUUAGUGUGUUUGUCGAGUAUAAUGUCUGGUAUAGUUAUGCAUGUGUACUACAAAUCACCAGAAAGACACCAAAUGCCCCGUUGGGUACGCAAUGUUUUUAUAGAUAAACUCAGAAAGUUAGUAUUCGUAAAAUCGGAGAAAGUUUUAAACACAUCAGAAGUCAUUGUCAAGCAGAUUCGAUGCAUGCGCGCAAUAGACGAACCGACUGCAUUAAAGUACGCUGAAAGUCACCACGCACGCAAAGACAUUCAGAUACAUGAUCCCAAAACUUUGGAGUCGAGGAUUACCGAGAAAAAUGGUGGUACCCAUCGGACUCCCGAGGAAAUUGCUGGAAAGUCCCAAGGGAACUCUUUGGAAAACAUAGAAACAGACGGGCAAGAAGACGAUGUUCAAAGCCAUGAUAUAAAUGAUUGGGAACUUCUAGCCUUUAUUCUUGAUCGAUUCUUUAUGGUACUCUAUGUUACCUUGAAUGCUAUAACUGCGACGACUUUUCUUACCAUUGUGAUAAGCUAUGAUGGUGGGGAGAAAAUGGAUUGGUCUCGGAUAAUUUUUUUCGUUAUUUUUACCAUCGAGAGUUUUGGUCAAGACAUUAAACCGGAGAGUUUGGAUUUAUUUGAAUAUCUCCUAGAUUCUUCCAGAUACAGUCCUUACGUUAUACCGCUGUGUGGAAACCAAACCCGUGUUACAGUAAAAAUUGGAACAGCAAUACGUGAUAUUGUAGAAAUGACUGAAACGCACCAAAGGGCUCGCCUGAACAUUUGGGUUCGAAUGACUUGGACAGACUGCAUGUUAAAGUGGGAUCCGUCUAGUUUUCAGAACCAAACAGAGAUUAUCCUUCCCUUUGAGAGAAUCUGGAUUCCAGAUGUAACUGUUUUUGAGGGAAUUAGUAAUGAGGCCAACAUGCCGGGGUUAGACCAAUACCGAGCUGUGGUAUCAAACAACGGUGAAGUCAGGUACAAUUUUCCUACCAUCAUAACAAGUGUAUGCCGAGUUAUAGUGACAUAUUUCCCCUUCGACCACCAGGUCUGCAAUCUGACUUUCGGUUCUUGGGCGUAUAGUGGUACACACUUAGACUGGCAAUCGGACGGGGAUGGCACCGAUAUGUCUCUUUUUGAACUCCAUAAUGAAUGGGACUUGGUCAGAACUAAAUCUGUCAGACGAGUAGUGUAUUAUUUAUGUUGUGUAGAUCCAUACCCCGAUGUAUUAUUCCAUAUCCAUAUCAGACGAAAACCUGUAUUUUACUUGGUGACCAUCAUAUUUCCCAGCUUUCUGAUCACAAGUUUAGCCCUAAUGGGAUUCGUCUUGCCGCCUGUUUCUGGAGAGAGAAUUGCUCUACAAAUGACUGUGCUAUUAUCGUUGUCUGUUUUUCUUGUCCUUCUUCAAGAGAAGCUGCCCUCCGAUUCGGACAAUAUACCUUACCUUGCAAUGUAUUUUUCGAUUUCUAUGCUCCUAGUGUGUGUAGCGUGUAUUAUGUCAGGAAUAGUUUUGUAUGUUCAUUAUAAAUCACCAUUGGAGAAAGAAAUGUCUUCUUGGGUCCAUGGCUUUUUUAUGGAAAGACUCCGGAAAAUAAUGAGAAUAGCAGCAACGGAAGUCCUGACGACACCGGAAGUUAUCAGCAAGCAGAUGCGCAGUAUGCAUGCUAUAAGUGAAGUGGCUGAAAGUCAGUCUGAACUAAAACGCUCUAAAGCAGGUAUAUCAGUGUUUUCAGAGGAGGGCAUUCUAGAAAUUUUGGAUGUUCGUGACUCUAAACAUGACGACAAAGGACAUACUAGCCAAAAGAAUAUUGAAACACCGAAUGUUACAAAGAGAAUGGUUUCGACUGACUGGGAACUUUUAGCAUUUAUUCUUGAUCGGUUCUUUAUGUGGAUUUAUCUUAUGAUGAAUGUUGUGAACGGAAUAGUAUUCCUUGUUACUAUAACAAGUUACAAUGGGGAUGAUCAGAUUAUCUAGCUUUCAAACUUUAAUUCGAGAAGACAUUUUGUAGAUUAUAUGAAAUUGUGGUUAAUCCAUUUUAAAGUAUAUAUAUUUUGUAUUUUUAAAACAAGAAUUUUAUUUUCAUAGUUUGUUCAUAAAAAAUAUGUGGAAUUAAAAAAAAAUGUGACUCCCGAA
Saccostrea echinata is the source of this 3333-nucleotide messenger RNA. RefSeq lists its product as uncharacterized. The coding region runs from base 289 to 3174 and encodes 961 amino acids. Gene Ontology annotation, molecular function: extracellular ligand-gated monoatomic ion channel activity; transmembrane signaling receptor activity; neurotransmitter receptor activity. Gene Ontology annotation, biological process: chemical synaptic transmission; monoatomic ion transmembrane transport; signal transduction. Lineage: Eukaryota; Metazoa; Mollusca; Bivalvia; Ostreida; Ostreidae. The transcript is spliced from 3 exons. Gene Ontology annotation, cellular component: neuron projection; synapse; membrane. The record is from RefSeq and is a predicted model, not a curated record.